Messenger RNA from Aspergillus puulaauensis, 1632 nucleotides. It is a transcript of the gene TRM2, whose product is annotated as tRNA (uracil(54)-C(5))-methyltransferase. The transcript has a single exon. Bases 1 to 1632 code for a protein of 543 amino acids. NCBI's taxonomy places the organism in Eukaryota, Fungi, Ascomycota, Eurotiomycetes, Eurotiales, Aspergillaceae. Gene Ontology annotation, molecular function: tRNA (uracil(54)-C5)-methyltransferase activity, S-adenosyl methionine-dependent. Gene Ontology annotation, biological process: tRNA processing. The record is from RefSeq and is a predicted model, not a curated record.
AUGGCAGGACCAAAUAAGAACUUUCGCCAUGGCCCCAAGCGGCAAAGGAGGACCGAACCUAAGCGGAAGGAGAAGUCGAACGAACUGGACGAGGUCUUACAACUCGAUAUUGACAAACUUUUGAAGAAGAACAAGCCCGAAGUCGACAGUGCCGCCGACGCUCCUACUCCCCCGCCGUCCACGCUUCCAGAACUUUUUACAGAGAUUGAGGUGACUGUCGAGGAGAUAUCUUCCACAGGCGAUGGGUUGGCAUUAUCGGAAAACAAGGACCACGUCUACAUCGUUCCAUUCACAGUUCCAGGCGACAAAGCGCUUGUCAAAGUAGUGCGGCAUGUCAAACAACUAUCUUACAGCGUGACGGAUUUUCUCAAGGUUAUCGAGCCUGGCCCACAACGACGAGAUGAUGCGAUUGGGUGCAAAUACUUUGGAAAAUGCUCUGGCUGCCAGCUUCAGAUGCUGUCGUAUGAGGAUCAGCUGGCGCAUAAGAAACGCAUCGUCGAGAAGGCAUAUGCCAACUUCUCCGGCCUCAUCCCGGAACUUAUUCCUGCCAUUGGAGAUACAUUCCCAUCGCCUCAGCAAUAUGGAUAUAGGACCAAACUCACACCGCACUUUCCUGCUCCGCCUGGAAGCGGCAAGGGUACUCCGGAGUCUGAACCUCAGGUGCCACCCAUCGGCUUCACCUACAAAAACCAACGGCGGCACUUAGAUAUCGAGGACUGCCCAUUAGGCACGGACAUCAUCCGACAAGGAUACAAGAGUGAGAGAAAGAGGGUAGCAGAAAACCUGGCUAAGUACAAGAAGGGCGCAACCAUCCUCCUCCGCGAGACCACCAGUCGCACUCCAAAGGAGGCCUCGACAGACGCCAAUGGCAGCUCCGACUCCAAACCAACAAUCCCAAUCACUUACGAGAACAAAAACAAACCCGAGCAAGAAUCUGGCGAUGUCAUCACUAUCGACCGUCCAACAUACACCGAAGAGAAACGGUGUGUAACAGACCAAAACGCAACCUCGGUCGAGUACAUCGACGACUACCUCUUCACCAACAAAGCAGGCGCAUUCUUCCAAAACAACAACUCCAUCCUGUCCGGUUUCACAGAAUACAUCCGCCAACAAUCUCUUGCGCCUAACACUGAUACAUCCUCCACCGCGGCCAACCCCCCUAGCCCCAUAAAAUAUCUCCUAGACGCCUACUCCGGCUCCGGCCUCUUCACCAUAACCCUCUCCCCGCUCUUCAAAUCCAGUCUCGGCGUCGACGUAGCGGGCGACUCCAUCAUCUCUGCGCGCGACAAUGCACGUGCUAAUUCCCUACCCAACACCGGCUUCGCCGCCGCCGAUGCCGCAACCCUCUUCAAGGACGUUCCCUACCCGGCUGACCAGACGUUACUUGUUAUUGACCCCCCACGGAAGGGUUGUAGCGAGGACUUUUUGCAGCAGUUGCUGACGUAUGGCCCGCGACGCGUCGUGUACGUUAGUUGCAACGUGCACACGCAGGCGAGAGACGUGGCGGUUAUGGUGCAGGGAGAUCAGAAGAAGGGACUGAGGUAUGAUAUUGAAAGUAUUCGCGGAUUUGACUUUUUCCCGCAGACAGGCCACGUGGAGGGUGUGGCUGUUUUGAAUAAGGUUGCUAUAUAG